Messenger RNA from Cricetulus griseus (Chinese hamster), 2304 nucleotides. The record is from RefSeq and is a predicted model, not a curated record. Lineage: Eukaryota; Metazoa; Chordata; Mammalia; Rodentia; Cricetidae.
AUGGGCUUUCAGUCAUGCAGCCGUCUUUAUGAAAAGAAUAAAUCCACGUUUCCUGAGUCCAAGUGGACAGUCCACAUGGGUCAGUCUUCCUUCGCCAGAGGAAACUCCCUGCUCGUACCACAGCCCCUGAGCCGCCAUGAGGAGCAGGAAGGGGUAAAAACCUUCAAGGAACUUCGAGCCAAAUUUCAAAAGUAUGAUGCCCCACCUUUUCCAGGACCUAUCAAGUUUUCAGCUGGUGUUUCUCGAAAGGAUGACAGGGGACACCCUCAGCCAGCCCAGAGUCUGGCUAGCAGCAACAACCUCUCAUCCCACCACCAUAGACCCCUCUCUUAUUCUUUGACCGAAGUGUCCAAGCCUCUUAAAAGCCAGAAAAUGAAGUUGGCCCAGAAAGGUGAAAUUCAAAAGAAUUCAAGUUCCUCAGGACCUCCAGGAAAAUCUGCUGAGUGUCCUGCAAGAAAUUCCCAAAAAGCUGCCAUGCCAUUGGAUGCCAGUAAACCGAAAGCUGGCACACCCAACGAGGAGAAAGGAAUGAACGUCAGCAGCUUCAGAUAUAAGCUUUGGAACUGGGAGAAAUUUUCAUCUCAGAAGAGUGAGAUAUCCCCAGCUUCUCCCCUUACCAACUGUGGGUCUAGGACCUUCCAUCUGGAAGGGCAGAAAACCAUGGGGUCUGUUCAGAUAAAACCAGAGAAGAGCCCAGAGGCAACAGGAGUCCAGACCCUUCCUCCCCAGAGCCAUUUGAUGGUCCAGAGAACAUCACCUGUGGCCCUUGAAGCCUCCCCUUUGCCACUUCCUCAGCAUGACAGGAAAGAGACAGACAGCCCUAAUGCUGAGGAGAGCCCCACGAGUAGCCUGUGCCAGCCUGUUUAUGAAUGUGAGCUUACCAUCCCGGUUCCAGAAAAGCCAGAGAGCAGACGUCACCAGCUUCCCAAAACAAAGCCACUGCCAUCCAUUGAGACCCUCGGCCCACCUCCCCCGAAGCCUUCAAAACCCCCAUUUGUGAACCUCCAGGCCUUCCAAAGGCAGCCAACUGUUGUCUCCAAGACCCUGAAAGAAGUGACUGUGAAGGAGGGCCCCCUGCCUCCAGAAGGUGCUGAGUUGGAAGAACCACAUAAUUAUGAUACAAGAAUUUCAUAUCUGAGUCACUCUAGCAACUCGAUUAACCUGUGUGCUGCAGGAGAAACUGCGGAGGCCACUUAUGAAAUUGAAAUUGAAGAACUCCAAAAGCCUUGGAGGAGUUUUCCACAUCUAGAACCGAGACCUACACUUAAAGACGAAGAAAACAGCAUGCAGGAAAAAGAGUCAUAUGAAUUAGAACCUCCAAAGCCAGAAGAUUCACAUCCUAAGCAUCCUUCCAAGGUAGGUGUAUAUGAAGAGACACCAGGAAAAGUCCAGAUGGCUGGAGUCCAGGGGGACAGAUGGAGUCUUCCAGCUGGAAACCAGGAAGCUGUGGUUGACAUCAAUCAGAACAAGCUCUUCCCUGAGGAUGUGGUGCUGACCAGGCACUCCCAAGAGAAGGGUGGAUAUGUGGAGGCUUUGGAGGUGACCAAAGAAACCCCAAGCUCAAGUACCACUAGGUCAGACUCCUCUUCAGAGAAGACUUAUGAUGAUGUGGGGUGCUCCAGAGAAGAGUUACCAAAAUGGGACUUCUCCAGCUCAUUCACCUCAGACAGCGAAGAUAAUAGUGAAGAAAUGUAUGAAGAUAUCUACAAAGCAAAGAAUAAUGACCAAAAACCAGAAGUAGAUGGAAGAGCAGCACUGAGAAGAUUGCAGCAGCUCUUCGGGAAAGAAAAGGGCAUAUUCAGAAUGAGGAAAACCAAGUCAAAAGAAAAUGUCAGCAAUGGAUUUUCCAUGUCACUGCCUGAUUUAGGACUUAGGUCUCAGGAUGUUAUCAUCUAUGAUGACGUGGACACAAGUGACAAAGAAUCAAAAGAUGAAGAUAAACCUAAAACUUGGAAGCCUAAGUUUUUGACAUCAAAGGGGAAAAGGGGGAAAAAAAGCAGCGAUGGAUCCAAAAGUUUUUCUCCCAAAAACUUCUUCAGAGCUAAGAAGCACAACUUAGAAAAGAAUAGAAUGGAAAAAGAAGAAAAACUUUUCAGAGAAAGAUUUCAGUAUGGUAAAGAGAUUGUGGUCAUUAACAGAGCAGUAGCAUGCUCCAGUAAUUCACGAAAUGGAAUAUUUGAUCUGCCAAUAACUCCUGGAGAACAGCUGGAAGUCAUUGACACCACUGAACAAAACCUAGUGAUAUGUCGCAACUCCAAAGGCAAAUAUGGAUAUGUGCUCAUUGAACAUCUACAUUUCAAGUAA